This is a messenger RNA of Camellia sinensis, 532 nucleotides long. The record is from RefSeq and is a predicted model, not a curated record. Lineage: Eukaryota; Viridiplantae; Streptophyta; Magnoliopsida; Ericales; Theaceae.
GCACACAAUGAUAAUGUGUUAUCAAAAGCUGCAUUGGCCCAACGUGCACGUCGAGAACGUGAAAAAAAUCAAAAGCCAUGUUCUGCAUACCAAUUGGGACAACGCCUGCGACGAGAACGAGAAAGAGAAAGAGAAAGAUUGAAGGAAUGUAUUAACCCAAGACAACCUUCUUUAACACCAAAUUGGCCUCCUCCUACAACUCCAUGUAGAAAUGUUGGUGUGGUCAUCCGUGAUGAGCACGACCUUAAUGUUAUCCGUGUUCGUGUGGCAAAAGAUAAAGAAAAUGUCAACCCAAUGUCUAAAGGAAAAGAAAAGAUGGCUCCUUCCGGCAAGAGAAUGACAAAUGCAUGUCAUGUGGUAUAUAUUAUUUUUUAAAAAUACGAUGCAAAACUAAUCAAAAUUUUGAAUAGUUAAAAUAUAUGAGUGUAUAAAAUGAAUUUAUUGUAUUAUGUUGUUUUUGUAGAAUGAUUGUAAUAUGUUUUCCUGUAACUUGCUAUUAUUUGUAUGUGUCUUUCAAAUUUAUUUAUUCUUA